AUGUUCGCUUCUCGCGCUGUCUCCGCUCUCACCAAGCGCGCUCCUGUCAGGGCUUUCACCAAAGCUCGUCCUUUCACCUCGUCCGUCACUCGCUUCAGUGAUAACAAGCUCAAUGUCCCGGGAAAGAUCAUCCCAUACGAAGAGGUGAAGACCGAAGAUGACCUCCUUCCCCCCGGUACCAAGGCCGGUCAGGUCCCCAGCGAUCUCGAGCAGGCUACCGGUUUGGAGCGUUUGGAAUUGCUCGGAAAGAUGCAGGGCAUUGACGUUUUUGAUAUGAAGCCUCUUGAUGCUUCCCGCAAGGGAACAUUGGAGAACCCCAUCAUUGUCAACGGAGCUGGUGAUGAGCAAUACGCUGGUUGCACUGGCUACCCUGCCGACUCCCACAUUGUCAACUGGUUGACUGUCUCCCGUGAGCGCCCAAUUGAACGCUGCCUCGAGUGCGGCAACGUCGUCAAGCUCAACUACGUCGGUCCCGACACCGAUGCCCAUGGCCACGACGACCACGCCCAUGGUCACCACGCCACUUACGAGGAGCCCAAGACUUUCGCAGACUACGUUAAGCCUGAGUACUGGUACCGAUAAAUUACCAACCCUUUGCAUCUGAAAGGGCAGACUUUAUUAUAUUCGUGAAAUGUCAUCAUUGGUUUUGGAGUUGCGUUGAACAUAUUAAAGUUUGCGAAAACAUCCUGACACCACAAGAAACAAUCGACCUUUGUUUUUAUUUCUUUUGUUUUUGUUCGUCUUAUCUGUUCAACAAAACUUCUGUAGUAUAGUCGAGUGAGGCGGAUGGAGAAUAGAUCAGGUUUUGUUAG
Messenger RNA from Talaromyces stipitatus ATCC 10500, 812 nucleotides. Its product is annotated as cytochrome c subunit Vb, putative. Lineage: Eukaryota; Fungi; Ascomycota; Eurotiomycetes; Eurotiales; Trichocomaceae. Gene Ontology annotation, biological process: mitochondrial electron transport, cytochrome c to oxygen. The record is from RefSeq and is a predicted model, not a curated record. Gene Ontology annotation, cellular component: mitochondrial envelope. The transcript has 6 exons. Bases 1 to 582 code for a protein of 193 amino acids.